AUGCUGGGAUUUGGCAAGCUGUCAAGGUAUGUGUUUCUUGCUUUCUCGCUUACAAACUCAUGUCAAUGUGUUUAACAAUGAUCUUUCUUUAGGAUAAUCUGGAGUAAUGCAGUUACAGCCAAGUCAUCGACAGCGGUGAUUACUUCUUUGUGAGCCAGGUACCCUCUCCAGGAGUGGUUGUCCAAAGCAGAAUCUUCCAACAUGGAUUUGCCCCUGCUGUAGUUUCUCAGAAUAAUGCCCAAUGGUGAAAUAUUCCCAUAUUUAAAAUAUAAUGAAGGGUUUCAAACAUUUGUCAAUCUCAUGUCUGUAAUGUAUUAUAGGAAUGACCGUGUGCUACAUCUUCAAACAGAGGAAUCGCCCAAAAAUCCUUCCCUCCUAGAAAACGCAGGUAAAUUGUUACUUCACUGCCGUUUCAGAAGAAGCCUACUGUACAGAGUCAAUCCUAUCCUUGACAUAAUGCUUAUUGUGUUGAUGUUUUGAUGUAGUUGUGUUGUGCAGUGAUGAUGAGGAAGAUACCUCUGUCCGUUCUGUAACUCCAACAUCAGGGACCAGCCAGUCCUCACCAAUGCCCUCUAGUGGCAUUGAAGAGACAGUUGAUGAUGAUCACUUUAAAAGCAAUGACUUUGCCAACUCCAAAACCGGGCUACCAAGGACAAUUGUCCGUGAUCAAAUGUCAUUGGAUUCUGGAAGACCGGUUAAAACGAUUGAAAGGAAAAUGAAAACAUUUGAGUUCCCUCAUUUCUGUUCCUGCCAAAUACAACCUUAUGUAUGUGAUUUUGUUUACACCUAUUGACACAGUCUCUGUUAUGUCACAUUUUUAUUGACUUUAAUGCUUCCUUUCACAGUUUGGGAAGUUAGUCCCUGACCAACCCACCACCAAACGGCGAAGAGUCAAACAGGAUCCUCCCACAUCACCUCAUCCUAAACACCCAUCUGUUGAUAUUUCUGAGGGGAUCAAAGUGUUCUGCAGAUGUGUAAGAGUGGGGACAAUGCACAGGACCCCUCCAAAGCAUGUCACAGUAAUUGUUUUGUUUGUUUUGGAUACAACUGAAAACAGUAUUUAAAACUGAAACUCUUUGCCAGUAGACAACACAACACAGAUAUUCCAGUAUUACACUGACUCAGUUUAUUUGACUCUGUUUCAGUUUACAGCAGAGUACAUUCAGAUCAAUGGACAAGGUAAGAAUCCCUUCAAAGUCUGAACUGGUGCCUUAUUGGGAUGAACAGCCAUGAGAUGACAUGAAGCUGUUAAGUGUUAAUAUCAGUGUGGCUGUGGUCAUACAGCCUGGCCAGCUGUGCCUGGUGCCAUGUCCGAAGCAUGCCUGCCCCCUUCCUCAAGAACACUCCAGGAGAGAGCCAGCGCCUCCGCCUCUUGCUCAAGAUGUCCCGAGCCAAGGGGGGCGCCUGGUAUGACAGCAAGGGCCAACAUGAAUAUUACAAAACACAUGUCAAAGGCCUGACUCAGGGAACUCUCCUACUGUAGAUGGUUUGCAUACAGCACUAUACUGUAUGAAUUUAAUCAGUAGAUACCCCUGUUUCACCAAUGUAAAUUAAGUAUGUGCCAAUUUAAUCAAACUUAAUCCCUCUGUCUAUCAAUCUGAUGUUUGUUGUAAUCUUUCGACAGAUCUCGGCGAGAACUACAUUAUCCUAGUGCUUGAAAAUACACUGUCUGACUUGGAGAAAGUUGAACUGGACAAAAUCUUCAGAGAGAUUGACAGAGCAAAUAAAGCUACUCCGGGGGAUUUCUCAGUGCAAUUGUCAUUUGUGGAAGCUAACCAAAUACUCAUGCACUCUUCCAAACCAACCCCAGAGAAGGUAAGCCAUGUUGAACAUGUUGCACUGUUAGUUGUAGGCAUUUAAUGGAGCAUCAUCCACCGAUGACGUAAAGUCCAUUGACGUGUCACCAAACCUGGUGUGUCCUCUGCUUGUCUUUCUCACUGCAGUAGGUUUCAGAGCCCGUUGCAUGCCCACCUAAAUAUCCUCCUCACCCAGCUUCAUCAUUUCUGCAGAAGGUAUCCCAGGCUAUUUCAGGCCCACCUAAACCUCAGCCCUCUGUGUUUCAGCAGCAGUUUCUUUAUUCCAUUUGUGGCUCAAGGACACAGACCCCUUCUUCCAAGCCUCUUGUCCCAAGAUGGAUUGCACCUGCCCCACCACAAAUCUCUCUUGCCCCACCACAGAGCUCUACUCCCACUACAUGCACCUCUUCUCCCCCAACAUGCACCUCUUCUCCCCCAACAUGCAUCUCUCCCGCCCGACAUUAAUCUCUUCUCCCCAACAUGCAUAUCUGCUGCCCCAAUACAAGUCCUGGAUGAUGAUGAAAUAGUGGAGAUUGAGGCAACGUUCAAAGGGCCAGUCAAGAGGUGAAUGAGAAUUCCCAUCUUAGGGCUAUUGGUCUUGCUAUACUGAUAAAGAUGAUUUAUGCUAAACCCAUUGUGAUGUUUGGGUUGUCAUCUUGCUAGGUUAACACUGUACCCCCCUCCUCCAGCCAGAGGGGGGGAUCUGCGUCAGCAAUGAAAGACCUCCACUGUCUCAACGAGCGAGAGUUCUUGAAUGAUGUCAUCAUUGACUUUUACCUGAAGUGA
Coregonus sp. 'balchen' is the source of this 2582-nucleotide messenger RNA. Lineage: Eukaryota; Metazoa; Chordata; Actinopteri; Salmoniformes; Salmonidae. The record is from the annotation of a GenBank genome assembly.